Messenger RNA from Spinacia oleracea (spinach), 465 nucleotides. Its product is annotated as V-type proton ATPase subunit E-like. Gene Ontology annotation, cellular component: proton-transporting two-sector ATPase complex, catalytic domain. Gene Ontology annotation, molecular function: proton-transporting ATPase activity, rotational mechanism. The annotation marks the transcript as partial. The transcript has 4 exons. Gene Ontology annotation, biological process: proton transmembrane transport. NCBI's taxonomy places the organism in Eukaryota, Viridiplantae, Streptophyta, Magnoliopsida, Caryophyllales, Amaranthaceae. The record is from RefSeq and is a predicted model, not a curated record.
AUGGGGGAGUACUCCAUGCAGCUGAACGCAUCUCGGAUCAAGGUCCUUCAAGCGCAAGAUGAUUUAGUUAACUCCAUGAAAGAAGAAGCAGCCAAAGAGUUGCUCCGUGUCAGUGGUGACCAUCAUCAUUAUAAAAGGCUUUUGAAAGAGCUCGUUGUUCAGAGUUUGCUUAGAUUGAGAGAACCUAGUGUCUUGUUGCGCUGCCGAGAGGAUGGUGUGCACCUGGUGGAGCAUGUUCUCAAUUCAGCUAAAGAAGAAUAUGCUGAGAAAGCAGAAGUAGACACUCCUGAGGUUAUUGUUGAUAGCAUCCAUCUCCCAGCAGGUCCUAUUCAUCACAAGGCACAUGGUCUUCAUUGCUCUGGAGGUGUCGUUCUGGCUUCUCGAGAUGGCAAAAUUGUGUUUAAGAACACUCUUGAUGCAAGAUUGGAGGUCGCAUUCAGGAAGAAACUUCCUCAGAUCAAAAAA